This is a messenger RNA of Volvox carteri f. nagariensis, 704 nucleotides long. RefSeq lists its product as uncharacterized. NCBI's taxonomy places the organism in Eukaryota, Viridiplantae, Chlorophyta, Chlorophyceae, Chlamydomonadales, Volvocaceae. The transcript has 2 exons. Bases 4 to 363 code for a protein of 119 amino acids. The record is from RefSeq and is a predicted model, not a curated record.
AGAAUGCACCCCGCGCUUAUUCCGGAGAAGCAUCCACUAUGCGGAAAGUACAUGGAGGCUUUGAUGCAGUGCCGUAAGGAGAACCCAUACCGCAAGUACGUAGGAGUGUGCUCCGAGAUCACUUGGCAGCUGUCUGCAUGCCUCAAGCAGGAGAAGAAGAUUGUACGGGAGCCCCGGCAGAAGCGCUUCCACGAACGAUGGACUCAGAAGAAGCAGGAGGACCAGGAGCGGCUGCAGAAGCUGCAACAGGAACGAACAGCGACAGCCGGAACCCCAGGAGCAGCAGCAGCAGCAGACCCAGAGACAGGAGCAAACGCUGCUGACCCGCUGGCAGCAAGCGGCGGCAGUGCUGGGACUCGAUGACCGGAAACAACAGCAGCUUUCAGCAACGGUAUAUUAGUUAGCAACAGUGUUAGCAGCAGCUGCAGGCGGAGGAAGAGGAGGAUCAGCAGGCAGGAGGAGCCGCACACGUCAGCCAUGGCUGCAGCGGUGGAGGGAAACGAGGGGAGGAGGGGAUAGCGGGAGGAAGAGAGAGAGAGAGAUAUCAGUGGUUGCGGCACCGAAGGAGGCCGUGCGCCGUGUGAUGUAAAUAACCUGAUAAUGACCAGACGUCGGAUAUGAGGGGGGAAAGAGUGCAAUGAUGACGACAGUGGAAUUGCUGAUGAUGUUGGUGACGACGAGGAGUGACUGUUUUUUUGUUGUUU